AUGGAGCUUGCUGCUGUGGACUCUGGAGCUGAGACUGCUGGUGCUGAGCCUGGGGAUGCUGAGAUAGAGGGUGAGGGUUCUGGGGGUGCUGCGACUGGGGGUGCUGGUUCUGGGGGUGCUGCGAGUGGGGGUGCUGGUUCUGGGGGUUCUGGGGGUGCUGCGAGUGGGGGUGCUGACUUUGGGGGUGCUGCGAGUCCUAGUGGCGGUGGAGUUGUGGGUGACCCUGCUGGAGAUCCUGGAGUUGGACAGCCACCGCAGCCUGAUCUACUUGAGACGCUCUCGCCGCAGGCGAUUCGUGCGUGGAUCGUUCGGCGAGGCAGUCCUGGUGGUGGAGGGUACGGUCUUGCUGGUGCUGGAGCUGCUAGUCCUGGAGGUACUGCUGGUACUAGAGGUGCUACUGGUGCUGGAGGUACUGGAGCUGCUAGUGCUGGAGGUACUGGAGGUGCUGCUGGUGCUGGAGGUGCCGGGGCUACUAGUCUUGGAGGUGCUACAGGUGCUGGAGCUGCUGGUCUUGGAGGUGCUCGUACUGGAGCUGCUGGUGCUGGAGGUGUUGGAGCUGCUGGCACUGGAGGUGCUGGUACUGCUGGUGCUGGAGGUACUGGAGGUGCUGCUGGUGCUGGAGGAGCUAGAGCUGGAGCUGGUGGUGCUGCUGGUGCUGGAGGUCCUAGGGGUACUAGAGCUACUGGUGCUGGAGGUGCUGGUGCUGGAGCUGCGGGAGCUGCUGGUCCUGGAGGUGCUCGUACUAGAGGUACUGGAGCUACCGGAGCUGGUGGUGCUUCUCGUGCUGGAGGUGCUACUAGAGCUGCAGGCACUGGAGGUACUGAUGCUGCUGGUGCUGGAGGUGCCGGAGCAGGUGGUGAUGCUGGUGCUAGAGGAGCUGGAGGUGCUAUUGGAGCUAAUGGCACUGGAGGUGCUGGAGGUACUGCUGGUGCUAGAGGUGCUGGCGCUUCCGGAGCUCGUGGUGCUGCUGGUGCUAGAGGUGCUGGAGGUGCUAGUGGAGCUGCUGGUCCUGCCCCGCGCCGACUGUUUUUCUGCCCGCAGCCGCAGUCGUCCCUACUGCCGCCUGACUCGGUCCUUCACCAGGUUCUUAGUCUCCCGUCUUCCACUGGCCUCACUCCACCUCUCUUGUGUCCACCGACAGACCAGUCUCAGCCACAACUACUGCCUGGCUCCCCGCUGCCUGCUCCUGCUCCUCACACUGAGGUGACUAGGUCCCUCACUGAGCGUCGUGAGCCUGAGACUCGUGCUUCCACACCUGUUCGUGCUCGUCGUGUCGCUCGUCCUCGUCCUCCUGUUGUCCUAGGCACUCACGGUAUGGCACUUCGUUCUUCCUUCGUUCCACAGCGGGUUGUCCUGCCUGGGCCUCCCGUGUCCUCUCUUCCGCAUGUUCCUGACCCUGAGUCCGACCUUGCUCGUGCUGCCAGUCCUACUGUCACUCAUCUCCUCGCUACUGUCGUCACUGACCCUGACUUUGAGUCUACUACAGUGUUUUCCCUAGUCACCGAGCUGGUCGACUUUGCAGCUAGGAGUCGUCUCGACUACGUCGCGAGUCUUGUUACCGAGCGAUCGCGAGUGAGUUACUCCUCUCAGUGGCAGACAGCCACGAACGCAGAGAUGGCUUCCUGGAAGUCCACAGGCACCUAUGUCGACGAUGUUCCUCCUGGCACGUGGAUUUUCAGAGGGAAGCGGCCGCCGGGUUCUCCGCCUGCCUUCAAGGCGCGUUACAUUGCUCGAGGCUUCUGUCAGCAACAGGGGGUCAACUUAUUCCAGACCUUCUCCCCCACCCCGAAGAUGACUACUAUUCGGGUGCUGCUGCACGUUGCAGCACAUCGUGACUACGAGCUGCACUCCCUCGACUUCUCCACAGUGUAG
Molecule: messenger RNA, 1872 nt
Organism: Closterium sp. NIES-65
Lineage: Eukaryota; Viridiplantae; Streptophyta; Zygnematophyceae; Desmidiales; Closteriaceae
Source: the annotation of a GenBank genome assembly